Molecule: messenger RNA, 2197 nt
Organism: Pieris rapae (cabbage white)
Lineage: Eukaryota; Metazoa; Arthropoda; Insecta; Lepidoptera; Pieridae
Product: obg-like ATPase 1
Exons: 11
Coding region: 148-1341 (397 amino acids)
Cellular component (GO): cytoplasm
Molecular function (GO): ATP hydrolysis activity; ATP binding; GTP binding
Source: RefSeq, a predicted model, not a curated record
CGAGUUGUUUGACAUUACACAAACCGGUGUCCGGUGUUGUGUUCAAUUUUGCAUGGCAUGUGGUAUAAUAUAAUAAGAUAAAGCUAGAAAUAUAAAUUAAGUAAAUAGUGCAAAUUAAUUUAAUUUGAGGAGCCUCAUAUAAUUAUAAUGCCACCUAAAAAAGUUGAAGAACCUGAAAAGAAACCACUUAUUGGCCGUGUCGGAACAAAUUUAAAAGUGGGAAUAGUUGGUGUACCGAAUGUGGGAAAGUCAACAUUCUUUAAUGUUCUCACCAAGAGUCAAGCAGCUGCAGAAAAUUUCCCUUUCUGCACGAUAGAUCCUAAUGAAAGUCGUGUACCGGUGCCCGAUGAGCGAUACGAUUAUCUUUGCCAGUACCAUAAACCUGCCAGUAAAGUGCCUGCGUUUUUGAACGUUGUGGACAUCGCUGGGUUGGUGCGAGGCGCGGCCGAAGGUCAAGGACUCGGAAAUGCCUUCCUCUCACAUAUCAAGGCCUGCGAUGCAAUCUUCAACUUAUGUCGCGCCUUCGAUGAUGAAGACGUGAUCCACGUGGACGGAGAUGUGAACCCCAUCAGGGAUUUGGAGACGAUUGGUGAAGAGUUGCGGCUGAAGGAUGAAGAGCAGUUGCUGCAGAACAUUGAGAAGUUGGAUCGGGUUGUCGUCCGUGGUAAUGAUAAGAAACUGAAGCCGGAGUAUGACUCUCUGAUGAAGAUUAAGAGCAUUUUAGUUGAUGAGAAGAAGCAUAUUCGUUUCGGUGACUGGAGCUCAUUUGAUAUUGAAAUUUUAAAUAAAUACCUAUUCCUAACUUCGAAGCCGGCGCUUUAUCUUGUGAAUUUAUCGGAAAAGGACUAUAUUAGGAAGAAAAAUAAAUGGUUACCAAAACUAAAGGAAUGGAUCGAUAAGAACGACCCUGGUGCACCUUUGAUCCCCUUCUCCGGAGUCUUCGAGAGCAAACUAUUGGACAUGGACCCACAAGAGAGACAGGCCUUCUUGAAAGAACAGAAUGUUACCAGUGCGUUAGAUAAAAUCAUCGUCCAAGGCUACAAAGCCCUGCAAUUGGAGUAUUUCUUCACAGCGGGAGUGGACGAAGUUAAGGCAUGGACUAUUCAGAAAGGGACCAAAGCCCCUCAGGCCGCGGGUCGCAUCCACACGGACUUCGAGAAAGGUUUCAUAAUGGCCGAAGUGAUGCACUUCAAGGACUUUAAGGAGGAAGGCUCCGAAGCCGCCUGCAAGGGGGCCGGCAAGUACCGUCAGCAAGGCCGUAACUACGUAGUAGAAGAUGGCGACAUAAUUUUCUUCAAGUUCAACGCAGGCGCAGGUUUGAAGGACGCUAAGAAGAAAUGACGUGACACAAUCCUCUUAAUCCUAAUGCAUAUGCUAUACAUGAACCUCGCUCUUUACUCUUUGCUACACGUCGCUUGAUUUGACACAAUUGUAUAUCGUUAAGACAUUGUUUACAUGUAUCUUAAUAACGGCUGAACCAAUUUUGAUUGUUGAAUAAUAUAACAUACAGAUGCCUUUUUAAGUUUGGUUAGUUAUUUUUGUAUGAUUUUUUAAUAAAACAUUGUUGGGAAAUCUAUAUAUCCAAAUUGAAUAUGGCAUAGAAACUAUUUGGAAAACGAUCUCUUUCAUAAAAAAUGAUAAUUUCAAUUUAAAUGUCAAAAAUGUUAACAUCAUACAGCGUGUUCCAAAUUUUACACGUUAGGCCGUAGUAACUCGUUUAUAGUUAACCAAAAUAAUUGUUUACAAAUUGCCAAUAUUGCAUAAUAUAUUUUAUUUGGACAGGGUUGGAUUGUUCAUAUAAAAGCAAGAAACAGGGUGUACAAAUAAAUUUACCUCUUUAAUGUUACGUUUAAUACAUAAUUUAAAAAAUACUUGACAGAAUAUUUUAUUCAUUUUCUGGGGUAAACAUACCUAUCCUAACAUCCAACUUCAGCUUGACGGUAAUUUAUGGCAGCCUGUAUAAUUUUAUUUUUUAGUUAAAAUUUAUGAAUUCUUAAAUAACCUUUUUAAUACAUAUUGUUGUGUCGUGUAAAUGAAACAUUUGUAAAUUUCUAUUAAAUAUCAUAAUUUCAGUGUGAUUUUGCUAAUUAUGUUGUUUCACUCUGACAUAUAGUAACAUUGUUAGAAUGAGACAGCAUACAGCAUAUGUACCUUAAAUAUGUACCUUGGUACCUUAAAUAAAAACCGUUAUAAUUUA